CCAACCUUUUCUUUAAAUUGACAAUAGCUUCUUCAUAAUUCCAAAUCCCUCUAACAAAAUUUCAACUAUGGUGUUAGAUCAUUAUAACCCCUCUUUCCACACCCACAAAAAAUCCAAAAAUCUCUCCCUCAAAAACACCAACACAAUUAGAAUCUACUUAUUUAAAUUUUCCAAAGUAUUCAUAGUUAUAAUCUUCCAACUUGUGAUCAUACAAUACAUUUACCAAUCUUCAUCAAAACCACCAUCAUCAAUCCAUCAAGAUACAACACAACAAAUUCCGACACCAGAAUCCGAUGAUCGGUGCAAACACGGCACCGUCUAUGUCUACGACCUUCCGGCCAAGUUCAACCAAGACUUGCUCGACAACUGCGCCGAUUUAGACCCGUGGCACUCCCGGUGCAAGGCCGUCUCCAAUCACGGCCUCGGUCCGAUGGCCGCCGGCCUCUCCUCCACCGUGCCGGAAAAUCUAUCUCCGGCGUGGUACUGGACGGACAUGUUCGCCGGAGAAGUCCUCUACCAUUCCAGGAUGCUACGGCACGCGUGCCGGACGACGGACCCGGACACGGCCACGGCGUUCUACAUCCCGUUCUACGCGGGCCUCGCCGUGGGCCGGUACCUCUUCACGAACCACUCGGUGCAGGAAAGGGACGCUUCCUGCGCCGAGCUCUUAAAGUGGGUGGGUGGCCAGGCGCCGUGGCGGCGGAUGCGCGGCGCCGACCACUUCAUCAUGCUCGGGAGGAUGACGUGGGAUUUUCGGCGCUCGCGCGACGGCGACUGGGGGUCGGGCUUCAUCUACAUGGCGCAGAUGGAGCACGUCUUGCGGCUGGGGGUUGAGCGGGACCCGUGGGACCCGCUAGAAAUAAGUGUCCCCUAUCCGACCGGUUUUCAUCCCCGGUCGGACCGGGAACUGGUCCAAUGGAUGGAAUAUGUUAGGACGGUGAACCGGACCAGCCGGUUCGCGUUUGUGGGCGGAAAGCGCCAAAUGAAAGGCGAUUUCCGCACAAUUUUACAAGAACAGUGCCGCGAUGAGCCCGGUUCGUGUCGGAUGGUGGACUGCUCGGGGAUGCGGUGCUAUGACGGGACGUCGGAGAUUAUGGAGGCGUUCGUGGCGUCGGAGUUCUGCCUGCAGCCGAGGGGAGAUGCGCACACGCGGCGGUCGACGUUCGACUGCAUGCUGGCCGGUUCGAUACCAGUUUUCUUCUGGAAGAGGAGUAUCUACAAUCAGUAUGAGUGGUUCUUGGGGGAUGAACCGGACCGGUUUUCGGUUUUCAUAGACCGGAGAGCGGUGCGGAAUGGGACGACUUCGAUUAGGAAAGUGUUGGAGAGUUUGAGUAGAGAUGAAGUGAGAAGGAAGAGAGAGAAAGUGAUUAGUUUGAUGCCAAAAUUUGUGUAUAAAAGUGGUGAAGAUGGGAUUGCCAAAGAUGCGUUUGAUUUCGCCAUUGAUGGAGUGUUGAGAAGGCUGCAUAAAAGAUGAGACUCGACUACAUGAAUAUAUGCUUUUAUAUACUGCUUUGGCUUUGCAUUUU
This is a messenger RNA of Salvia splendens (bonfire salvia), 1526 nucleotides long. Its product is annotated as xyloglucan galactosyltransferase XLT2. The record is from RefSeq and is a predicted model, not a curated record. Lineage: Eukaryota; Viridiplantae; Streptophyta; Magnoliopsida; Lamiales; Lamiaceae. Gene Ontology annotation, molecular function: galactosyltransferase activity. The coding region runs from base 68 to 1474 and encodes 468 amino acids. Gene Ontology annotation, biological process: xyloglucan biosynthetic process. The transcript has a single exon.